Molecule: messenger RNA, 3697 nt
Organism: Nicotiana attenuata
Lineage: Eukaryota; Viridiplantae; Streptophyta; Magnoliopsida; Solanales; Solanaceae
Product: death-inducer obliterator 1-like
Exons: 5
Coding region: 252-3449 (1065 amino acids)
Biological process (GO): DNA-templated transcription
Cellular component (GO): nucleus
Source: RefSeq, a predicted model, not a curated record
GGCUUCUUCGAUAAAGCUUUAGCCUCAAGCUCAGCUCAGCUCUUAAUUUCUCUUCUUUUUCUCUCCAUAAAAUAAUAUAUGUGCAGCUCAGCUUGUUGAAUAACUUGCUGAUUUUAGGGAUCCUCUUGUGCAACGAAUAAGUCAGGUCUGGAGGAAGAUGUUGGUGUAAAUAACAUAGCGUCUUUGCUCUAAAGUGCAGGGGCACUCUGUCUAUAAUUUUGACGUUGUAUGCGCUCUUCUGUUUAUCUGUCAUGUCCAGUGAUCUUGUUUCUCAGCAGUUCUCAGGACCACCUGAUGGGCAGCUGGUUCAGAUGGACCAUGUUUCUGGUAAUCCUGACUCUACCAUAGCACAUAUGCAAACGAGGAUUGUCGGACACAUGCCAAAUAAUUCUGCAUCACAUCAGUUUGUUUGGGCAAAUGAGCCUAUGGCCAACAGAUUUGAUACAUCGGUUUCUGUGGAUCAAUUGGGACAGAUGGGACCCAAAAUGAAUCCGCAGCAGUUCAUGUUGUCACAUCAGCAGAUGGGAGCAGAUAAUAGAUAUGUGCCAAAUAGUCCAGGUGCACAGAAAUCUUCGUUACUCGCCAAACGGAAGGCUGAGAUGGAACCAUCAGUACAUGGUUCUUCACCUCAGACGCCAUCAAUGCCAAAUAAGCGCACUGCACCGGGAGCUUCUUUAUCGGCAUCUCCUAGUUUUGCGCAGCAAUCUUCUGCUAUCAAGAAAUCUGGACAGCAACAGUCAAAGUCAACUUCCGGAGGUUCACAAAGUCUUCCCGCGUCAAGCAAGAAAAUGGUACGAAAUGAAUCCAUAACCAAUAAAACUGCCUCCCAGCGGUCGCAGACUCCAAAAGGACGAACAAUUCAAGCUGAGCCAACCUCCAAGGCUCGAUCCGAGUCCUCUGAUGCUGUGAGGUCCAAAAUGAGAGAAUCUCUUGCUUCAGCUCUGGCUAUGGCAUGUCAGAAUCCAGAUGCUGUUGUAAAUGCUGCCAAGGAUCCAAAUGAAGCAGUUGGUUCUCAGCCUUCGCAGGUGAAUGUAGCUCCAACAACUGCCAGUGAAGGUCUACCUCAAACGUCUGUCUCACAUGAUCAUGUCCAUCAAAACUCCAGUGAUGUACUUCCUUCAGCUGGCGCUUUCUCUGUUGAUAAAACCAAUGACAGUCAGAGUUCAUCUCAUGGGCUUCAAGAUGACGUGAGCAUGAGAAACUCUAUACCUGGCUCUGAUGAGCUUGAAUUGCAUGUGGAUGAUGUUCCGUUCAGCGAAAACUUUUUUGUCAAAGAUGAACUUCUGCAAGGGAAUGGUCUCACUUGGGCGAUGGAUCUAGAUAUGCAGUUAAGAGAAGCCGACUUCCUCCAGGAUGCUGAAAAAGCCAAUUUGUUUGAUGAGGGUGUGGUUGGAGAUGAAGGCGAGCAUGCAAAAUCAUCUCCACAAGAUAUAGCUUUAAAAAUUGAGGCGGAACUUUUUAAAUUAUUUGGAGGCGUGAACAAAAAAUAUAAAGAGAAGGGCAGGUCUCUUCUCUUCAACCUAAAAGAUCGCAGUAAUCCUGAAUUGCGAGAGAGAGUGAUGUCCAGUGAGAUAUCCCCGGAGAAGUUAUGUUCAAUGACUGCUGAAGAACUUGCUUCAAAGGAGUUAUCUCAGUGGCGGGUGGCAAAAGCCGAGGAACUUGCUCAAAUGGUAGUUUUGCCUGAUAGUGAAGUUGACAUGAGACGCCUGGUUAAGAAAACUCAUAAGGGUGAAUAUCAGGUGGAUUUUGAACGGGACGAUAAUAACAUUGCAGCUGAGAUAUCUGCAAGUUCAAAUGUGUCGCAGUUUAUCCCGAAGAUAGAGAGGGGAAAAGAUUCUAGCCCUUCUGGUACGGAUGAGAUUGGAAGUAAAGAAAAUGUUACCAGCCAACAGAAUAGGCCAGAAAAGCAAGAUGUGUCUGAUAGCUUGGUAAUUCCAGCCGAUGGGGCUGAUUUGAUGCAGGGAAUGGUUGUAGAAGAAUUCAAGGAUGCAGAAUUUCUUCCUCCUAUUGUUUCCUUAGACGAAUUCAUGGAAUCACUCAAUUCUGAACCUCCUUUUGAGAACCUACCAGCCGAAAACAGUAAUUCCACACCUCCUCCGGACAAAGAAAGCUCUGACGACCCUAACAAAGUUGUGGGUUCUGGUGUAGCCUCUAAAGAUCCUGCUGUUGCUUCUGCAGAUAAAGGGGUCAAGAAUCACGCCGAACCGAAGGAGUCCCUGGUAUCUACUGGGGGCUCUGUUGUUAAAAAGGUAACUACUACUGGGAAUGCGCUUGUAAAAUCUGCUGAGAGCCCUAUCAAGAUGGCAGGACCUCGUGGUAGCGGUUCUGUAGUUUCAAGUAUCUGGGAGGGGGCACUCCAGCUUACUAUUUCAUCCUUGGUGACAGUCUUUGGUUUGUUUAGAAGUGGUGAAAAGACACCAACUAAUGAGUGGCCAAGUUCUCUUGAGAUCAAGGGUAGAGUUCGACUUGAUGCAUUCGAGAAAUUUCUUCAAGAGCUUCCUAUGUCACGGAGUCGUGCAGUCAUGGUUGUUCAAUUUGUUCUGAGGGACAACUCAUCUGAGAUUGAACGAGCAAACAUUUCUGAGGCAGUGGAUUCAUACGUUUCAGAUGAGAGGCCGGGGUUUGCCGAGCCAGCUCCAGGAGUCGAAGUAUAUUUGUGUCCACCGCGCUUACUUGAUAUGAUAAGCAAACACUUUACCAAAGACCCUAGAGAGCUAUAUGAUUCUACAGAAAAUGGUCUAAUUGGUGUAGUUGUAUGGAGAAAACUUCAUAUAAGUUCAACGAUAUCACCUAACUCUUCUUCGCACAAUAAACACAGCUUGAAAAAACAACAGAUGUUUUCUAGAGGACAGCAUGAAAAAGAUGGAAACGUUAAUGUAAAUUUGAUGCCUAAAGGACCUGUAUCUUCGAAACAAGAUCCUACCCCGGACGAUGAUGAUGAUAUUCCACCUGGGUUUGGUCCCAAAGCAGUUCGUGAUGAUGAUGAUUUGCCUGAGUUUAAUUUUUGUGGUAAUAUAAAUGCUUCUAGGCCUAGGCAUCCGUCUCAAAACUUGUCUCAUGGGUCAAGAAUCGCCUCGUAUAACCAACAAGUACCCUCUCGCCCUGUAGACCAGAUGAGAGAACUUGUACUUAAGUAUGGGAAAACUGGUACAGCUAGUAGUGAUGAUAGAGUUACAAAUGUUGGUAUUGAAAUUGAACCGUGGAAUGAUGACGAUGACAUUCCGGAGUGGCGGCCACAAGCCCCACUCCAUCAGCAGCAGCAGCGUCCUCCUUACCCUUUAGGCCAUAAUUUUCAGCGGCCGCUCUUGGCUCAUCAUAGACCAUUGGCAACACCUAUGGCUAUGCCUUUGCAGUCACCAAUAAACGUUCCAAACAGGCCACAAAUAUUGUCACCGAGGGGACAGUAUCAAGCUGAUUGGAGAAGGGAUGCGAGGAAUAGGGGAUUCUGAAGUCUUUUCUUUUUGUUAGUUGAUGAUGAUGUAAAUUCUGGAUAUGUUUUUUCUUUUUUGUGUUUGGCUUUUAGACCUUAGAUUAGGCAUGUAGCUUUCUAGUUGUUUUAGAACAAUUAUGUACCUUUAGCAUAAAAGCAGGAGAUAUGGUUCAUUUUCACUGUUUUUGUGUUUCAGGAAAAGAGAAACACAACAAUUUUCGUCUUUUAAGCAUAAUUCCUGUCCAUGGCUGGAUAUGGUUUAUUAUA